Molecule: messenger RNA, 4425 nt
Organism: Plasmodium knowlesi strain H
Lineage: Eukaryota; Apicomplexa; Aconoidasida; Haemosporida; Plasmodiidae
Product: NLI interacting factor-like phosphatase, putative
Exons: 3
Coding region: 1-4425 (1474 amino acids)
Molecular function (GO): RNA polymerase II CTD heptapeptide repeat phosphatase activity
Source: RefSeq, a predicted model, not a curated record
AUGGAUACGGGAAAAAUAUUUUUGCCCCCCAACAUAACUCUGCCUUGUAAGUUAAAAUGGGCUGUAGAUAACAACUCCAUAGUUACCUCGAAUCAAAUAAUUGCGUUUGUCAUUGAGAAUGAGCAGGACCGCAUUGACGGGGAGCGGACGGGAGAAUCGAACAGGGAGGAACCCCUCAUAGGGCAGUGGCCCACAGAGGAAGGAUCUUCCACCCGGAAGAACUUCCAUUUGGAAAGCGGCGAAACGGAAGGUACACUCUAUGGAAAAUCAAAAAACGGAGAAGAGGCAAUCCACUUAGCCAGUCCAAAUGAUAAUAUCUGCGGAAAUACGCUCAUGCAUGUGUGUGAAGAAAUACAAAGCAGUAUACCAAAUCGUUAUGAAGAAAAUCAUCUAAGGAGAGAUGCAGCCGAUGUUGUAGACGGGGUAGACAAGGAUGUAAUUGAUAAUGUGGAUAGGCAAGGUACCUUUCCAAACGGGACAACAACCACAAAUACCAGAGACAACAUGAACGUAGUAAAUAAUCAUCCAAAGGAAAGAAGAGACGAAUCGACAGAUAAAAAAAAUAAUUUUAUUAAUUUAAUUUUAAAUAAUAAAAACAACUGUGAUAUUAAAAAAAACACUUAUGUAACCUUGCGAAGUAACAACCAUGGAAGGAUCCGUAUAAUAAAACAAAAUCCACUUUUGGAAAAGGAAGAAUAUAUCCAUAUUAACUGUCCAAAUGAAUUGUUGUGCGAAAUUAGCGAUGAAAGGUGCAAGCAUGAAGUUAUUUUUUCGGGAUUAUGCACCAACUGCUUCAUAAACCAAGAAGAGAUUAACAAAAAUAAAAAAGAACAAAAAUAUUUUUUAUCCCCUGGAUUUUUAACGAACGACAAGGAACUAUACAUAAAUACCGAUAAGGUGAUCGAUUUGGAGAAAGAACGAAUUAGUAAUAUCAUUAAGAAUAGAAAAUUGUGCCUCGUUCUCGAUCUAGACAACACCUUGCUCCAUGCGUCCUUUUUUGUUAUCUCCAUAAAUAUGAACAACGAUGUGAUAAACAUUACGACAGAUCUUGAUGAGGAGUUGGAUGGGGAAGUGGGGUGUACAGAUGGUGCCAAAAAUUAUGGCAACCCUCCUUGCAUGGCCACGCGCGUAACCGAUUUUCCAUUUGAGCAAAACUGUGACUCGUUGGAGAGCGGCUUGACGAAUGGAAAGAAGGAGGACAACGUGGAGGUGGAGUUCGAUGCAGGUGGAGAGCAGAAACUCCCUGCCUGUGGUGAUGGUGAUGACGAUGGUGAUGGUGAUGGUGAUGGUGAUGGGGAUGGUGAUGGGGAUGGUGAUGGGGAUGGUGAUGGGGAUGGUGAUGGGGAUGGUGAUGGGGAUGGUGAUGGGGAUGGGGAAGCCAUGCUAUGUCCAGAAAUGAACCAAGAAGAAAUGUACUCCAUUUUCUGCCAAAAAAAAAACAACGGAAUGGAUCACAUGAACAAAUAUCAGGACAUAAAAUCAAGUUACGAAAAUUACUGCGAUUUUCUUGCCAAAAUGAAUACCAUAAAUUUGUUAAAGCAUAAUGGAAAAUUUAUACAUUAUGAAAAUUUAAAGGAUAAAAAUAUAAAAAAAAAAAUCGAUAAAUUGGAAAAUUCCGUCCUGAAAACAAAUGUGAAACACCACAAAGGAUCAUAUACUAUUUAUUACAAAUUAAGACCUGGCGUAAUUCAAUUUUUACAAAAAAUGAAUAAAAAAUACGAAAUAUAUUUGUACACUAUGGGGACUUUGGAACAUGCGAAAUCUUGUUUGUUAUUGUUGGAUCCUCUUAAGAAAUUUUUUGGUAAUAGAGUUUUUUCCAGGAAAGACAGUGUCAAUGGGUUGAAACACUUGAACCGCAUAUUGCCGACCUAUCGAAGUGUAUCCCUGUGCAUUGAUGAUAGUGACUACAUGUGGAAGGAGAGUAGCUCGUGCAUUAAAGUACAUGGGUACAACUACUUCCCAGAAAUUAACUUCUUAGAGGAUAUUAAAAGGAAGCCCUAUUUUUUAACCAAGUUUUUUGCUAUGGCACAGUCGUACUUAAACUUCUCUUCCAACCUAUAUGGAUUUAUUAAUUUUAAAUGCAGCGAAUAUGAAAGGAUGAAGAUUCAUCGUUUUAAAAGCGUGCUAUACAAUGAGUGCGCAAAUUGGGGUGUUCCUUACAAUGGUCCCAUGGCAAUGGGUGGUGCCUACCCGAUGGUUGAUCAGGGCUGCGUAGAAGAGGGUGAGGAUAACCUCCCUGAAGAAGACCAAUUGGGGGUACCUUCUGGAACCUCGCCUAGUGACUCCCCCCUUGGUGGCACAUCACACGUGGAUGGAUACCAUUUCGAGGAGGAAAGUACCUCAGUGAAGGAAGACAUGGAAAACGCGGUAGACGUAGGAAGAGGGAAUUCCCUUAAUAGAAACGACGACAACAUCAAUGACGACGAAUUGGACGAAUCCUUCGAAGAGAGUUUCAUCGAUUUAGACAAAGAAUUCGAAACAGACAGUGAAGAGGAUGACAUUAGUAUGAUUGAUUCUAAGAUGGGCAAUAACUCAUGUGACAUGAGUUUACAAAACGGUUUGGAAUUUCUUGAUGACACGGAGGAUUAUCCUGAGGGGAAGGAAGAAGAAUCGCUCCACAAUUUUAGUGGAGAGCACGUGGAAAGUACUUUGAUCAUGGGAGCGCAAAAUGGAGUUGCUAGUAGUGACGAUCCUUCGAAAUUUAAUCCAAAUGAUGGUAUGUAUAACCUUAUGAACAACCCCAACUUGUUCCACAUGGAAAAAGCGAUUACGGAAAAUGUAAAUAAAAACUUCUCCCCACAGAAUGACAAUAAUUUUUUAGUCAAUGCAAACGAUUUGGAAGUGGCAGUAGCCACCAGUAGUCUCCCUCUGAAUGAUAAAAGCUGUGCAGGUGAUUUGUUCCAAUCGAAAGCUGAGCACCAUAUUCCCGAGGAGAGCAACCCGAUGGAUACGAAAAUUGAGACGCCAAGCCACUGCGAAGAUAAAAUGAGCAGAACAAAUAGCCACAUAAACAGCUAUAUCAAUAUGAACAUACAUAUUAGCAAACACAUCGAUAAAAAAAAAAAUAAGAAAAAAAAAAAAAAAAAUACGAAUGCCGAAAUGACUAGUAGCAAGGUUAAGCACUCUCCACUGAAUGAUGGAGAAUAUUCUCCGAACCAAUUUAAUCAUCACUCCCUUCAUGUAAGAACAUCCGAAAGGUUCAUUCCGUUUGAGGACGAAAUUAUUUACAAGUUCAUUUCAGAGAAGAACUUUAGGAAGUACGAUAAUUAUGUGGUGGGUUUCCUGCGCAAUUAUUUCAAGGGGGGCAGGAUGAUCCGGGGGGAUGAAUCGGAAGAGGAGGAGAUGGUCGCCAAUGGGAAUGCCACUGUGGAUCCUAGCGCUUGUGUUGAUGAUGAUGGUGACGCCGAUAUUGAUGGCGAUAUAGAUGCCAAUAUAGAUGCCAAUUUUGAUGCCAAUUUUGAUGCCAAUAUAGAGGCCGAUAUAGAUGCUGAUGCGUGUGAAGAUGAGGAGUAUCCCAUAGGUUCUGUUGAAAGGGAUCCAGAAAAUCCCCAAAGGAGCCAUCAGAAAACUAAAGACGACGCAGAAAUUAAGACGGAAAGGGAGAAUCAUCAACUGGAUUUGGGGGAUCAUCUUCCCCGGGGGGGUCAACUCAAUGGGGAGGCCUCUACACACGACAUGGUAAAGAGAGUAGAAAAAAAAAUAAAAAAAACGAAAGUAAAAAAGCUAAUUCAUUUUGGCAAUUUAAGGAAAAGAAAAUCUACCAAUUUCAAAACAGUAAACAACAGUGAUGCCCCAGGUGAUCCAUCCCCACCUACUCGAAGGGAUAGCGAUCAAAGUAUUGGUAAAAACGGAGCAUCAAAUGGAAAUGAAUAUUAUGAAAGUUUUUGUAUUCCCAAAAAUUUCAACGAUGGAAAUUUUAAAGAUAAUGAUAAGCAGUUGCAUUAUUUGACAGCCAUACUGGAUGAAAUACACCACAUUUUUUACCAACUUUUUGAUGAUUUUAAAAUACAUAAAACGAAUGAAAAGAAUGAAGAAGAUCAAAUAUACAAUUAUUUUUUGCGUUAUCCUAUAGUUAGGACGAUAUUGAUUGAAUUCCGCAGGCAUGUUUUGAAGGACUGCACCUUCAAGGUCUCACAACUGUCGGAUGAAAUACGCAGGAGCGACUUUAUGGAUCACAUUUUGAAGUUAGGCGGAAGCAUAAACAAUGAUAAUUACACGCACAUUUUAACAGUAAAUAAUUUUAUAAAAAAUGAGAAUUGGGAAGAUGCCAAGGUUACGAAUUUAAUGUGGAUUGAACGAGCCUUGUACACUUGGACGAAAGUCGACACGAAGCAUUACGACAUGAGCUCAUGGGACAGAAUGCACAGGAAUUUUUGGGAUGUCAUUGAAUAUGAAGAGAAAAAAAAAAAGAAAAAAAUGAACUGA